GUUGCUAACGUUAGCUCAUUGAAACAACUGCUAACGUGUACUGAUGUGUGGAAGUUUUUACAGACAGUUAUUCUGUCUUAUCUCAGAUUAAUAUUUUAUCACUUAAAGAUGAGUUCAGUCCAGAAUCUGAGAGAGUUGAUCAACCAGCGACUAACUGCUGCUGCUGAAGAAAUAUUCACAGAGUUUGAGAAAACCAUCGUCCAGUACGAGGAGGAGAUCGAUCGUCAGCGCAGACUGCUGGAUAACAUGUGGAAACCUGAGAUAAAGUUACACACAACAGACCGUCUGCAGCAACAUGUCCAGGAGGAGAAUGUUCUUGCUGUGCAGAAUGUCCGCAACCAGGAGAGGAACUCCAGUGUGGACCAGGAGGACCCAGAGCCUCCACAGAUGAAAGAGGAGCAGGAGGAACUGUGCACCAGUCAGGAGGGAGAGCAUCUUGUACUGAUGCAAGAGGCUGAUACACUGGUUCAGCACAACUCCAAAUGUGAAGAAAUAUCUGGAGAAAUAUUUGGACUUUCUGAUAAACGAUUCGGCCAGUUGGAUGAAGACAUCGAUUAUCGGGGCAGGCAGGUGGAUAUGAUCUGGAAACCAAGCAUAAUGUUACACAGAAUUGACCACCAUCAAGAUGUCUGUAAAGAGGGGAAUGGUCUCGCUAAUCAGCAGCUCUGUAACCAGGAGAAGAAGGUUAGUCUGGACCAGAAAGAGGCAGAACCUCCAGAGAUAAAAGAGGAAGAGGAGGAACUCUGCACCAGUCAGCAGGGAAAGCAGAUUGUACUGAAGCAAGCAACUGAUACUUUUCUGUCGACUUCAACUGAUAUGGACAAUGACCUCAGUGAACUAGAACCAAACAGCAACCACCUCCUCUCUUACAAUUCACCAGUAACCGUGACCCCACAUCAGGAGGGAAGCGAGCAUGGAGACUCACGUUCAACUAGAAAUGCAGCGCUGAAGCCAAAGAGUCAUAGCAGUUGCAAUGUAGCUAAGUCUUCAUUGUCAGAAGAUCACUGUGAUGUUGAUACAAGUGGAAAAUCUAUCAGAUGUGAUGUUUUUGGAAAGACCUUUAAGAAUAAGUACCAAAUCAAGCAACAUUACCAAAUUCACAAAGGUGUAAAACCAAAUGCUUGCAAUAGACGCAGAAGAAGUUUCCGUUCAUGGUCUCAGCAGAAAGUCCAUAUGAAGAUUCACACUGGUGACAAGCUGCAUUCUUGUAAAACAUGUGGGAAAUGUUUCAGUUGUGGUAGUCAUCUGACUGUCCACAUGAGAGUUCACACAGGAGAGAAGCCAUAUUCUUGUGAAACGUGUGGGAAAAAUUUCUCUCAACGUGGGCAGCUGACUGUCCACAUGAGAGUUCACACAGGAGAGAAGCCAUAUUCUUGUGAAACAUGUGGGAAAUGUUUCAGUUGUGGUAGUCAUCUGACUGUCCACAUGAGAGUUCACACAGGCGAGAGGCCGUAUUCUUGUGAAACAUGUGGGAAAAACUUCAGUGAACGUUCUACGCUGAAUCUGCACGUGAGAGUUCACACAGGUGAGAAGCCAUUUUCUUGUGAAACAUGUGGGAAAAAUUUCAGUCAACGUGGGCAGCUGACUGUCCACAUGAGAGUUCACACAGGUGAGAGGCCGUAUUCUUGUGAAACAUGUGGGAAAAACUUCAGUGAACGUCAUAAGCUGACUCUCCACAUGAGAGUUCACACAGGUGAGAAGCCAUAUUCUUGUGAAACAUGUGGGAAAAAUUUCAGUCAACGUGGACAGCUGACUGUGCACAUGAGAACUCACACAGGUGAAAAGCUGUCGUCCUGGAACAAUGAUGGGAACAAAGCUCAAGCUGUCUGGCCGGGGUCAGAUGUGGCUCCCUGCUGUCAGGCCUUUGUGCCACCAGAAGGUCCCCCUUCUGCUGCUGGUCCUCAGCGAUCUGGAGCAGGACGGGACCAGGAGAUGGAGGAAGAGCAGCUGGACAAGAGGAGCAUAGAUGACAUCUGUGAAGAAGACGUCUGCCGGCUCUUCAGGAAACAAAAGACCAGGAAGACAGCAGGCCCAGACCGAGUCUCACCUGCCUGCCUCAAAGCCUGUGUAGACCAGCUGCCACCUGUGUUCACUCAGAUGUUCAAUAGAUCACUGGAGCGGUGCGAGGUUCCUUCCUGCUUCAAACGCUCCACCAUCAUCCCAGUCCUCAAGAAACCCAAGAUCACAGGACUGAAUGACUACAGACCUGUUGCUCCAAAAUCUGUGUUCAUGAAGUCUGUUGAGAGACUAGUGUUGGCCCACCUGAAGGACAUUACUGGACCCCUGCUACCAGAGAACUACGCAAGGAUUCUGUUUGUGGACUUCAGCUUGACGUUCAAUAAAAUCAUCCCGGAUCUCCUCCUACCCAAACUCACCCAGCUGUCUGUCUCACCCCCCACCUGUCAGUGGAUCUCCAACUUCCUGAUGGACAGACAGCAUCUAGUGAGGUUGGGCAGCUUCACAUCCAGCACCUGCACCAUCAGCACCAACCGUCUGCAGCACUAUGUCCAGGAGGAGAAUGUUCUUGCUGUGCAGAAUGUCUGCAACCAGGAGAGGAACUCCAGUGUGGAUCAGGAGGACCCAGAGCCUCCACAGAUGAAAGAGGAGCAGGAGGAACUGUGCACCAGUCAGGAGGGAGAGCAUCUUGUACUCAUGCAAGAGGCUGAUACACUGGUUCAGCGCAACUCCAAAUGUGAAGAAAUAUCUGGAGAAAUAUUUGGACUUUCUGAUAAAAGAUUCGGUCAGUUGGAUGAAGACAUCGAUUAUCGGCGCAGGCAGGUGGAUAUGAUCUGGAAACCAAGCAUAAUGUUACACAGAGUUGACCACCAACAUCAAGAUGUCCGUAAAGAGGGGAAUGGUCUCGCUAAUCAGCAGCUCUGUAACCAGGAGAGGAAGGUUAGUCUGGACCAGAAAGAGGCAGAACCUCCAGAGAUAAAAGAGGAAGAGGAGGAACUCUGCACCAGUCAGCAGGGAAAGCAGAUUUCGGCCCGUUUCAUCCUGCAGAAAGUUCUGAUGGACUGGAGUCUAACUGGAAUCACCCCAGAGACCGGAUACAACCUGACUGAUCACCAGUCCAUCGCAGGACUCACACAAACACACAUACAAACACUCACACCCACCUAUGCAGCCAUUUUAGACUCAGAGCAGCACAUCUUCUGGCCCAGAGCCUUUGUGCCACCAGAAGGUCCCCCUUCUGCUGCUGGUCCUCAGCGAUCUGGAGCAGGACGGGACCAGGAGAUGGAGGAAGAGCAGCUGGACAAGAGGAACAUAGAUGACUGUCUCAGAUUAAUAUUUUAUCACUUAAAGAUGAGUUCAGUCCAGAAUCUGAGAGAGUUGAUCAACCAGCGACUAACUGCUGCUGCUGAAGAAAUAUUCACAGAGUUUGAGAAAACCAUCGUCCAGUACGAGGAGGAGAUCGAUCGUCAGCGCAGACUGCUGGAUAACAUCUGGAAACCUGAGAUAAAGUUACACACAACAGACCGUCUGCAGCAACAUGUCCAGGAGGAGAAUGUUCUUGCUGAGCAGAAUGUCUGCAACCAGGAGAGUAACUCCAGUGUGGACCAGGAGGGCCCAGAGCUUCCACAGAUGAAAGAGGAGCAGGAGGAACUGUGCACCAGUCAGGAGGGAGAGCAUCUUGCACUGAUGCAAGAGGCUGUUAUCCUGGUUCAGCGCAACUCCAAAUGUGAAGAAAUAUCUGGAGAGAUAUUUGGACUUUCUGGUAAACGAUUCGGUCAGUUGGAUGAAGACAUCGAUUAUCGGAGCAGGCAGGUGGAUAGGAUCUGGAAACCACGGAUAAUGUUACACAGAAUUGACCACCAUCAAGAUGUCUGUAAAGAGGGGAAUGGUCUCGCUAAUCAGCAGCUCUGUAACCAGGAGAGGAAGGUUAGUCUGGACCAGAAAGAGGCAGAACCUCCAGAGAUAAAAGAGGAAGAGGAGGAACUCUGCACCAGUCAGCAGGGAAAGCAGAUUGUACUGAAGCAAGCAACUGAUACUUUUCUGUCGACUUCAACUGAUAUGGACAAUGACCUCAGUGAACUAGAACCAAACAGCAACCACCUCCUCUCUUACAAUUCACCAGUAACCGUGACCCCACAUCAGGAGGGAAGCAAGCAUGUAGACUCACGUUCAACUAGAAAUGCAGCGCUGAAGCCAAAGAGUCAUAGGAGUUGCAAUGUAGCCAAGUCUUCAUUGUCAGAACAUCACUGUGAUGUUGGUACAAGUGGAAAAUCUAUAAAAUGUGAUGUUUUUGGAAACACCUUUCAGAAUAAGUACCAAAUCAAGAAACAUCACCAAAUCCACAAAAUUGUAAAACCAAAUGCUUGCAAUACACGCAGAAGAAGUUCACGGUCUCAGCAGAAAGUCCAUAUGAAGAUUCACAGCGGUGACAAGCUGCAUUCUUGUAAAACAUGUGGGAAACGUUUCAGUUGUGGUGGUCAUCUGACUGUCCACAUGAGAACUCACACAGGUGAGAGGCCAUAUUCUUGUCAAAGAUGUGGGAAAAGUUUCAAUCAACGUAUUCAUCUGACUGUCCACAUGAGAGUUCACACAGGUGAGAAGCCAUAUUCUUGUGAAACAUGUGGGAAAAAUUACUCUCAAUGUGGGCAGCUGACUGUCCACAUGAGAACUCACACAGGUGAGAAGCCGUAUUCUUGUGAAACAUGUGGGAAAAACUUCAGUAAACGUUGCAAGCUGACUUUCCACAUGAGAACUCACACAGGUGAGAAGCCAUUUUCUUGUGAAACAUGUGGGAAAAAUUUCACUCAACGUGGGCCGCUGAAUGUCCACAUGAGAACUCACACAGGUGAGAAGCCGUAUUCUUGUGAAACAUGUGGGAAAAAUUUCACUCAACGUGGGCCGCUGAAUGUCCACAUGAGAAUUCACACAGGUGAGAAGCCGUAUUCUUGUGAAACAUGUGGGAAAAAUUUCACUCAACGUGGGCCGCUGACCGUCCACAUGAGAGUUCACACAGGUGAGAGGCCGUAUUCUUGUGAAACAUGUGGGAAAAGUUUCAGUCAAGGCAGUCAUCUGAUUAGUCACAAGAGAACUCACACAGGUGAAAAGCUGUCGUCCUGGAACAAUGAUGGGAACAAAGCUUAGUAGAACACGCAUUCAUUAACAUCAUUCAGGGUAAAAGUAGGUCUUGUAGAUUCUCUGAGUUUAUUGCAUGUCAGUCUGAGACAUACGGAUCUUUAAGAAUCUGCCAACCUGUCCAAUGGAUGCAUGGCGACUUCCAGAAGCACAUUGCAUUUACGAAAGAGACAACUGGAGACGUCAUACUUCUGAGGAACGGCCUAAUAGUUUAUUUCAUUGGUUAUCAGUUUCUGCUGGAGCUGAGUGGAAAGGGAUGAUGUUGCUGAGAUUUAAUGUCGUGAAAAGGAGUUUACACAUCAACAUAAUUUUUGAUUUAAUUGUUUUCGGAAUUCUCAUUUUCAGUUCAUGUGUAUGUAAAUUGGUUGCAAUCCAGUUCAACUUCAGUCUGUAUUUCUGUGGUGGUUCUUUCUUCAAAAAAAAGAAAUUAAACCAGUUUCCAAUGCAGUACAAUGUGGAAGUAACAGACCUGACUGGUUUCAUAUCAGAUAAAGCUUCAGCUUUCUAUAAGACAGUUGAAGUUCAACUCAUAGAGACUUCAGUUUGCGUCCGAACAGUUUGUUCAUAUCAGAUGACUUUGAUGUAACACACUUGAAGCGUUGCUUUGUGAGUGCUGGAAUGAGAAGAUUUUUCAUGUAAUUAUCAAUCAUUAUGUAUUGUACUUUUUCAGGACCUCCACAGACAGAUUAUUCAAUUCCCUCAGUUCAUUUUUUUUUGUAGCUUCAGUCUGGUUGGCUGAUAAAAUGUUGAUGAUACAUGGCUUUGUGUGAAGAAUUUUAACCCCAAAGUGAAAUAGUUUCCUUUGCUUGUUUUUUGAAUUCUGUUGUCACUGACAAAUUUUGCUGUCUGUUUUUAAAUGAAACCAUAAACUGUUUGAAACAAA
This is a messenger RNA of Amphiprion ocellaris (clown anemonefish), 5971 nucleotides long. RefSeq lists its product as uncharacterized. The transcript has 13 exons. The record is from RefSeq and is a predicted model, not a curated record. Gene Ontology annotation, biological process: regulation of cytokine production; negative regulation of transcription by RNA polymerase II; regulation of immune system process. NCBI's taxonomy places the organism in Eukaryota, Metazoa, Chordata, Actinopteri, Pomacentridae. The coding region runs from base 109 to 5097 and encodes 1662 amino acids.